Oenanthe melanoleuca is the source of this 1060-nucleotide messenger RNA. Its product is annotated as E3 ubiquitin-protein ligase NEDD4-like. The coding region runs from base 1 to 831 and encodes 276 amino acids. The record is from RefSeq and is a predicted model, not a curated record. The transcript has 10 exons. Gene Ontology annotation, biological process: regulation of dendrite morphogenesis. Gene Ontology annotation, molecular function: sodium channel inhibitor activity; ubiquitin-protein transferase activity. Lineage: Eukaryota; Metazoa; Chordata; Aves; Passeriformes; Muscicapidae.
AUGGACCCUGAAGCGAACCCCGCCCCUCGGUUUACGUCUCUGCCGAGUGAUCACUGCGGCUGCGCGGGCCGGGGCCCCUUUCAAUGCGGCCCGGCCGGUCCCGGCCCGCUCCAUUCGGAACGCUCGUGCUGGGAUGCGGCGGGAUCCUCGUCCGAGCGCUGUGCCGCGCGCGACGCAGGGACCGGCCCCGGUGCUGCCCGAAUCCUGAGGCGCUCAGGCUUCUUCAUCAGACCUUUCUACAAGAUGAUGCUGGGGAAGCCCAUAACCCUGAAGGACAUGGAGUCAGUGGAUAGUGAAUACUACAACUCUCUGAAGUGGAUCCUGGAAAAUGACCCCACCGAGCUGGAUCUCACGUUUUGCAUAGAUGAGGAAAACUUUGGGCAGACAUAUCAAGUGGACCUGAAGCCCAACGGGUCCGAAAUGAUGAUGGUAACAAAUGAAAACAAGCGGGAAUACAUUGACCUGGUCAUCCAGUGGCGAUUUGUCAACAGAGUGCAGAAAGAAAUGAAUGCCUUUCUGGAGGGAUUCACAGAACUGCUUCCUAUCGACCCGAUUAAAAUUUUUGAUGAAAAUGAGCUGGAGUUACUGAUGUGUGGCCUUGGUGGCGUGGAUGUCAGCGGCUGGAGACAACACACCAUCUACAAAAAUGGUUACUGCCCAAAUCACCCUGUUAUCCGGUGGUUCUGGAAGGCUGUGCUGCUGAUGGACGCUGAGAAGCGGAUCCGGCUGCUGCAGUUCGUGACCGGGACGUCCCGCGUGCCCAUGGACGGGGCGGGACAGGGGCGGGACCGGGCAGUCCCAGAAGGCAGAGCCCGGGAGGAACCGGGAUGAAGCGGGGCGGGCCCGGGGCUGGGGCCGAGGUGAUUUAAUGCCUAGAAACCACUCGGCCGCCGUUUGCUGACGCCGAGUAGGGUGAGAGGAGGAGCUGCUUGUUCGGGCUCCCAGGUGUUUCCCAGUCCAGCUCGCUGAGCCUCCAGCUCUGACUGUGGCAUGUUCUUCAUUCCAGCUCUGGCUCUGAGAUGCUGCACUUGAUGGCUGCUCCAGUUCCUUCCAGCUCUGG